Nycticebus coucang (slow loris) is the source of this 3268-nucleotide messenger RNA. It is a transcript of the gene TCERG1L, whose product is annotated as transcription elongation regulator 1 like. The record is from RefSeq and is a predicted model, not a curated record. The transcript is spliced from 12 exons. The coding region runs from base 1 to 2586 and encodes 861 amino acids. Gene Ontology annotation, cellular component: nucleus. Lineage: Eukaryota; Metazoa; Chordata; Mammalia; Primates; Lorisidae. Gene Ontology annotation, molecular function: transcription coregulator activity; RNA polymerase binding.
AUGGCCCGCGCGCGGUCCCCGUCCGAGCUCUCAGCCCCCGUCGGCAGCGGGACAGGCCGAGCUCUGGCGCCGCCACCUCGGCUUCUGCUCGCUGUCGAGUGCGGGGCCGGGAGCCGGGCGGGCCACACGCGUCUCCCUGGGGUCCGCACCGUCCGCGAGGGUCAGAAGCCACCAGGGUCCGGAGCCCCGGCAGGAGGGAUCGGCAGAUCUCGCCCAGCGCGCCCUCCCCGGUCUCGGUUCCCAGGUCCAGCGACGCAGGCAGGAGGCGGCCGUGGCUGGGGAGCCACCUGGAGGUGGAGGGGCGGCGAGAUUGAGGGUUGCGGCCGGGGGGAGGGGAGGCGCAGCGGGGGCGAGGGUCAGAGUGGGGGAGCCGGGCAGGGCCGGGGCCGGGGGAGGGAGGGACGGGGCCAAGGUGGGGAGGUGCGGCGGGGGUGCGGGUGGGGUGUCGGGGUGGGGGGACAGAUUGGGAGAAGCGGACCGGCCGGGGAGGGAGGGUGCGACCGGAGGGUGCCAGGGCGGGGGUCAGAGUGGGGGAACCGGACCGGCCGUGGGGGGUGCAGGGCUGGGGGCCCGGGCUCGGCCGGGGCUGCCGGGUGCGGGCGCAGGCGGGCGGGGACUGGGCCGGGGCCGGGGCCGGGCCGGGGGCGGCGGCGGCGCGGGCGGCCGCGCUGCUCGCAGGGAGGGCGGCGGGCGGAGGAGGGGCUCCCCGCGCGGGGCAGGGGCGGAGCGAGCGGCCGCGCCGCGGAACCCGGCGAGUUGGCUCCGGAGCCCCCGCCGCCGCCCGCGCGGGCAUGUAGGAUGCUGGCGGGCGCCAGGUUCCAGCGGCGGCGGCGGCAGCUGCAGCAGCAGCAGCAGCCCCGGCGGCGGCAGCCUCUCCUCUGGCCGAUGAAUGCGGACCCGCCGCCGCCGCCGCCGCCGCCCUGGCUCUGGAUGGUCCCGGGCUCCGCCGGGCUGCUGCGGCUCGGAGCCGGGGUCGCGCCCCCGCCGGUGCUGCUCGCCGCGGCCCAGCCCCCCGCCGCGCCGCUGCUCCCCGGGCUGCCCGGCUGGUCAGCCCCGGGCGAGCCGGUGCUGCCGCUGCUGCCGCUGCUGCCGCUGCCCUCUGCGCCAGACCACGCCGCCGCCGCCGCCGCCGCGCACCACUACCCCUGGCUCAGCGGGCAGUGGCUGCUGGGGGGCCAUUCUGCGUCCCUAGGACUGCCUCCUGCUUCUACCGUGGAGUUGGUGCCCAUUUUUCCACACAUCGGUCCUUCUGCUCUUCCACCUCCCAUUGGGAAAAGUUGGAUAAAUAAAAGGAUACCUAAUUGCAAGAUCUUUUUAAAUAAUUCCUUUGCUCUGGACUCAGCGUGGAUACAUCCUGAGGAGUUGAGAUUGUUCCCUGGGCAUGAAAAGCCUCAUUUGCUGGCAAAUCAGGUGGCGGUGUCUCUGUCUAGGCCAGCUCCUCUCUCCAGGCCUCUUCCCACAGUGGUGGUAGCAUCUCAGCCUAUUCCAGGUGGUUGCCAUAGCAGCCUUAAGCCAAUCAGCAAUGGUUCCACCAUCGCCAUUGCUGCCGCCGCGGCUGCCACCAUGGUCUCUGUGGACCCAGAGGGCCUCCGGGACCCGUCACCCUCCAGCGUGCAGCCAUGCCACUUCCUGACCUUGGCACCCAUCAAAAUACCCUUGCGGACGGCCCCCUUCACAGAUAAAAGUAAAGAGCUCUGCCGAGCGCCCUGCCCCACCGCCCUGCUGCUGCACACAGAGAGGAAGAGCCGGGCUGGAGCCAAGGAGGACGAGGAGGCCCCGGCGAUGCUCAGGAGAGGAGAGGAUGGUGCAACCAGAGGCAGCAGGCCCGUGGCCUCCACCCCCGUGCCCGGAUCUCCCUGGUGUGUGGUCUGGACCGGAGACGACCGGGUUUUCUUCUUCAACCCCACGAUGCAGCUGUCAGUCUGGGAGAAGCCGAUGGACCUCAAGGACCGCGGCGACCUCAACAGGAUCAUCGAGGACCCGCCCCACAAGCGCAAGCUGGAGGCCUCAGCAACCCACUGCAGCGAUGGGUCUGGUUCUGAAGAUGGCAGGGAGGACCAAGACAUGAAAACCAAGCGGAACCGGACUGAAGGCCAUGAGAGUCCAGAGCCGGAGGAGGCAGAGAAAGAGGACAGAGGCGUGAGGACGCCACCUCCACAGACCCUCCUGCCCCUGGAGGAGCGGGCGACCCACUUCCGAGACAUGCUUCUGGAGAGAGGGGUGUCAGCAUUUUCCACCUGGGAGAAAGAAUUACAUAAAAUUGUGUUUGACCCGCGCUAUCUCCUGCUAAACUCCGAGCAACGAAAACAGAUAUUUGAACAAUUUGUCAAGACCAGAAUAAAAGAAGAAUACAAGGAAAAGAAAAGUAAAUUGCUGCUAGCCAAAGAGGAAUUCAGAAAACUUCUGGAGGAAUCUAAAGUGUCGCCCAGGACCACAUUUAAGGAGUUUGCUGAGAAAUACGGCCGGGAUCAGAGAUUUCGACUUGUUCAAAAAAGGAAAGACCAGGAGCAUUUUUUCAACCAAUUCAUACUUAUUCUUAAGAAACGGGACAAGGAAAACAGGCUAAGGCUACGGAAAAUGAGAUGAGUUUGUGAAGACGCAAUAAGACCCGGGUGGGCGGCAUGGGGAGUGGGGUGCGAGGGGUCUCCCGGCGCACACGGAGGCAGGGGCGGCGGCGGGGCUGCCGGGUCUCCCUUCUCAGAGGAUUACUGUUUCAUAUUGAAGCUCUCUUUUGUACGAAGUCCAGAGUUUGAUGCAUUCCUAAUUGCUAUAUGUUGAUCUCUUAAUUGUUUUAAUUAUGCAAAUUACUUGUAAUAAACACACAUUAUAAAUCAGCUGCAGGUUGGUAACUCAGCAGAAACAGGACCCAUCUAGAACAAUCUCAACACGUUUCAUCCCUUAAGACAAUUACCCAAAACCUUUCAGAAAGCCUCCGUGGAUUACUUCCUUCCCCAGGAUUCCGUGGAGUGGGAUGUCCCUCACUCCGUCCCUAGGUCUGGUCUCAUUUUCUGAGUAGUAGCGAUAGGGUCCUCAUUGUCAACCAUCAUGAUAACUGUGACGUCCCACCCGCGACCGUGAUCACUCUCAGGUUGCGAAAGGUCCAUUCCUCCAAGGGGCCCCUAGGCCUGGCCGUCACAGGUCCUCCUUACAAAAGAAUUAUUUUGUACAAAACCAUCAUAUUAAUAUUUGAGUUAUUUUUAUUGUAUGCCCAGAGUUUGCAUGAGAUUUUUCUCAUCAUCUUUGUAUAAAAAAAUUUUAAUUUUUUUUA